Messenger RNA from Harpegnathos saltator (Jerdon's jumping ant), 1712 nucleotides. RefSeq lists its product as uncharacterized. The record is from RefSeq and is a predicted model, not a curated record. The transcript has 2 exons. The coding region runs from base 198 to 788 and encodes 196 amino acids. Lineage: Eukaryota; Metazoa; Arthropoda; Insecta; Hymenoptera; Formicidae.
UCUCUAACUAUAGUUUGGGGUAUACGAGCGGAAAAAUUGUCUAAGAACGGUUAUUCGCAUACAUCACGGCCGCGAACGUAUUCGUGCCGUUCGUUCGAUCGGCUUUUGGUCGUUAGCGACGACUCGUGGGAGGCUUCAGGAUCACACAGACGCACACGCCAGCACGACGCCGAGCGUCUCCGUCGUCGAGGGCAAGGAUGCGGCCGGAUUCGCGUAGCGUGUCGUUUACAUUCCACCGGGAAGUGCUGGCUGUGCGAAACUCGCCAGAGAUGGUGGUGCGAAAUUCGCGAAACUUGCGUCAACGUCUGCAGGAUCGAUUCGACAAGGAUCGCUCGGGCGAGAACGCCAAGGAGAAGCCGCCGAAGACUAAGGAAUCCGCGACCGCCGAUCGAUCCUGGAACAACAUCAGUCUUGGCAACGUAUCCGCGGAUUCGCGUAGAGCUCUGCGGAGCGGAGCCGAAAAAUUGUCCAGGACGAUAUCCUCCGUGCGCACCACCUUUGGCACAAUUUCCCAGAAAUUCAGAAGCUCCACACGCAGACGUCAGAGACUAGAAGAGCAGCAGUCACCAGGUUCCAGAAUGCAAACACCUCAGACACGCUCUCGUCAAUUAUUGGGUCGCACACCUACUAAGCUCUACAGCCCCUUUGGCAUCGAGUCACCCAGGCACGCAUGGGACAAAGAGAACGACUCCGCAUCGAUGCAUGGUUCACCGGAAUGUAACACACGCUAUUUACAAUGCAGACCGUUUCGUUUCACAAAAGCUAAAGGAUUCUCCAUGCUUAGAUAAAAGGGAGCGGGCACCUUUCGAGAAUAUUACCAUGUCGAUCUCUUUACUUCCUAGCGGACGCAGUCGGGAUUGCGUGCCUUGUGCAACACGUUAUAUCGAAUACGAUUAAUUUAUGUUCAAUCGCGAGGAGAUCUCCUUGCUGCGAGCAAUCAUGGUUGUCGUGGAGCCAGCAAUGAUUUUAUACAAAUAGCAUAGGUAUUCUGAUUUGUAUACCUUCCACAAUACUCAUUCCAUCGCUUUCUUCACAUAUACACAUAUAUCGUACACUAAUUCUAUUUCUACUUUUUUAUAUACAUAUAUUUAUAUCCGCAAUAUACGAUACAUGCGUAGCAUGCAGGGCCAACGAUUGUUGAUCUGAAUUAUACGUUGAGUGUUGGUAGUUGAAAUAACGUCCAAAGUCUCGUGAUUGUUCGCAAGAGAAUCGCAUCAAUACGACUCGAUGAUUUCUUUCUUACUUUUACUUUAAUGCGCAGCUUCUACAAGAAAGAGUUGCUUGGGUGAAUUCUUUAUUCAGAAAAGAAUGUUUUAAAUUUGUCAUACCGUGAAUACUCGAGCAAUUGUGUUAUUACGUUGUGAUAAUUACUCGUUCGAAAGGAUAGAUGAGAAUACAAGUUUCUCGGCACUGAAUAAAACGCACACUUCAAUUCAAACUAGAUUUCGACAUUAGAUAACAUUUUAACUCUAUCCUUUCCGACGAGAUCGUCAUAAAUGAUCGUCAUCCUUUUAUUGUAUAUUAAUAUAUACUUAUUUAUAUAUUCUGCACGUAUAUAAGGCAGUUUUUGGACUAAAUAAAGUCCAAUGGCCAUUGCUUUAAAAUGAUUAAAGUAAGGCAGCUCUAAUAUACGGCCUUGAUCUAGCCCUGCUCUUAAGCUACCACAUAUCUAAAUCUAAUUUAUUUAUUGGCACAUAAUAAAAUUUUUUAUU